GUAUGGUUAUUAUUAUUCAACUAUUACUAUCGUGAGUUCUAACCUGUAAAAUUGUAACCGAAAAUAUGAGGAAUAUUUUUAAAAUUUUGCGAUUUACAGCUUCAGAAUUCGGUAAAAUAUCAAAUGAAAAACACGUUCUUUUUGGGUUUAGUGCUGUGCGAGGUCUUUCAACAAUAAAUGAUAAACUAAUUACUCCAAACAAUACAAUCUUGACUCCUUUAAGCCCCAUAACUCAAGAAUGGAUCUGGAAGAAAAGGUACCCAAUAAAGCUACCUGUCAAUGUAAAUACACCAAGUUUAGAACUUCCAAAAGUAUCCAAUUUAGAUAUACCAUUGGAAAUGCCAUUUAGUACUGAUGACAAUAGGAGUAGCAUUGUAGAACCCCCAACGAACACUGAUACUGUUAGAAAAGAAGCAGCCCGGUUAAUUGUUAUUAGGAGGAAAAAAAUGAGAAAGCAUAAACUCAGGAAACUUAGAAAGAAGAUGAAAUAUGUAUGGGCAAAGAUAAGGCAGAAGAGAGAGUUAGCCAAGGAGAAAGUGUUUCAAGCUGAACUUAUAGCCCAAUGUAAGAAAGCAGAAGCAUUUAAUGCACAUGAAUAUGUUGCAGAGAAGCUUAGCCUUGCUUGCGAAACUCCAGUAACCCAAAGGAAUCAUAUGGUUGAUUUCACUAAGGAAAGGCACUAGGUUUGUUUUAAAUUCAUUAUAAUAGUAAAUUAAACACUUUUAAGAGAACUGUUCAUAAAAACCUGCAAAUGAGUUUAAAAUGAAAUUAAAGCAUAUUAGUCACUA
This is a messenger RNA of Agrilus planipennis (emerald ash borer), 788 nucleotides long. RefSeq lists its product as uncharacterized. The record is from RefSeq and is a predicted model, not a curated record. Lineage: Eukaryota; Metazoa; Arthropoda; Insecta; Coleoptera; Buprestidae. The transcript is spliced from 2 exons. The coding region runs from base 66 to 683 and encodes 205 amino acids.